Molecule: messenger RNA, 3255 nt
Organism: Caretta caretta (loggerhead turtle)
Lineage: Eukaryota; Metazoa; Chordata; Testudines; Cheloniidae
Source: RefSeq, a predicted model, not a curated record
CUAACACAGAUCAGUUGACUUGUUUGAAAUUUGAAAAUCAAGGCCCCAUGAUUCUGAAAACCAUUACACAUAUACUUAAAUUUACUCACCUGAAUUACAUUAAGCACAUGUGGUUGCAUAAAUAGGGCCUAAAUGAGAAAGUAAAACAGAUACCUGGCAUCUAUUUUGGUGUACGAAAAAUCUCCGUGAACUUCUAGUUUCAUAAUAAAGAAUUACGUGUAACCACACAGCAUAAUCUUUGUUUUUAUCUGCCUUUCUAACAUACACAUUCACACCAUUGGCCAUGUUCUUUAAAAGUGCUCAGGACCUAGCAACUCCCUCUGAAAAUCUGGCCACUUGAUUUUUAGAUGAAACUCCCUUUGGGGUUUAGAGAGCAUGGCCCCUGCAAAACUUGUACGGAGGCAGAGGAAGUACUGGCUCUUCCAGGGGAGUGGGGAGACUGACAGAGUGUGUCUGUAGUUCCAGACAAGGGGACCAACAGUGAGCAGGCCCCCACACAGUGAAGCAGCCAAGAACCAGCUUGAAGCCUGGGAGGGACAGCAGCCAACUGGGGACAUGCCAGGAGGAGCACUGUGCCAGGAAGGAACUACCCAAGAAGGACAAACUGGAGCUGGACCCAGUAUCACUGAGGGCCUAGUGACCUUCAGCAGAACAGGUCCUGGGUCUAACAAGUUCAGGAAACGCGUUUCCCGUGGAGUCCCAGCUGCCAUCGUAGCUGCAGUCACAGUUUUUAUGUUGGUCAUCAUCCUUACUCUAGUAGUACUUUUAGCAGUGGAAAAAUCCAAACCACCUCUGGCUGCUCCAGUCCCACCUGCUGUGCCCUGCUGCCCGGACGGCUGGAUUGGGUACCAAGGGAAAUGCUAUUAUUUCUCCGAGACUGAAGGGAACUGGAACAAUAGCCAGAGCCAUUGCUCUGCACUCAACGCCUCCCUGACUGGGAUUGAUGGUGACCAGGAAAAGCAUUUCCUGCUGGGCUUUAAGGGUUUCUUUGGCCGUUGGAUUGGCCUCCAGAGGGAGCCAGGCCAGCCCUGGAGAUGGCCCAAUGGCACCGAAUUCGACCAGCGAUUUCCCAUAAGUGGAGGAGGCGACUGUGCAUAUCUGAUUGAAGACAACGGGAUCAGCAGCUCGAGGUGUGGCACAGGGAGAUCCUGGAUCUGCAGCAAAUCUGAUGCCCAUACAAUGUGGAAGGGACAUGAUAUGGAAUCACAAGUUUGAGACUCAUAGGAACCAGACCUGGAAAAGCUUUAUUAGGGGUCACAUCUUCCACUAUCCAAAGAUGAAGAAAGAACCGGUCUCCUUCCUUAGACUCUCCCUGAGGAUUCCUUUGUUAUGACAUUUUCCCUUUUGCCCAAGAAGAAUCAAUCCUAAAGUGUAGGUCUGGAAGGGACCUUGGCAAGUUGUCCAAUCUCCUGCACUAAGGUAGGACUUUGUAUUAGGUAGGCCAUUCCUGGCAGGUGUUUGUCUAACUUGUUUUUAAAAGAAUCUAUUAAUGAUGGAGAUUCCACAAUCUCCCUAAGCAAUUUGUUCCAGUGCUUAACUACCCUGGCAAGUUGGAUGUUAAACCUCCCUUGCUGCAAUUUAAGCCCAUUGCUUCUGGUACUAUCAUCAGAAGUGAAGAAGAACAAUUUUUCACCCUCAUCCUUGUAAAAAACAUUUUAUGUACUUGAGAACUGUUAUGUCCCUCCUCAGUCUUUUCUCCAGACUAAACAAACCCAAUUUUUUCAAGUUUUCUAGACCCUUCAUCACUUUUGUUGCUUUUCUCUGGACUGUCUCCAAUUUGUCCACAUCUUUCCUGAAAUGUGGCACCCAGAACUGGACACACAACUCCAGUUGAGGCCGUAUCGGCGCAGAGUAGAGCGGAAGAAUGACUUCUUCUUUGAAGUCCAUUCCACAUUAGCUGUGUGUGCUUGCCACAUGCACCAGUGCUGGAAGCUUUUUCAGAGCAAUAUUUGUAGGGGAGUGGAUCUGCUGCCCUCUGGAGUGGCACCCGUAUGGCAUAGUAUAAGGGUCACUGCCAGCUCCCCCCACCCCCAGUUCCUUCUUGCUGUCUGUGACAGUGCAUGGAACAUUCACUGCUCUUACUAGCAUUGCUUAGACUUCUUGACUUCUUGUAAAGUUAGUGUACAUAGUUAGUAGUUGAGUGAGUUUUCGUUAGUCCCAUCGGGGACUUAGCCAGGGGAUGGGGCAUGCCCUGGUUCCCAGGCUUUAAGCCCUGCAAUCGCUGCAAACAGCCCAUGCCCACGAGCAAUCUGCAGAGUAGCUGUCUCAGGUGCCUCAGUGAAGGGCACGUAAGUGUCAAAUCUGCAAGUCCUUUAAACCUAGGACUUUGUGAGAUCAGACUCCAAGCACUCCUGAUGGAGUUGGUGCUCACUCCAGCCCCAGUGCUCCGGCUGCAGUAGCAACGGCUGGGAGCCCCGGGGCUCUGGCAGCAAUUUAAAGGGCCAGGGGCUCCACCCGCUGCCAGGAGCCCUGGGCCCAAGGGAAGCUGCCCCCUGCCAGUGCACUCAGCUGUGUACCGGCUCUUACCAGUUCACUUACCGGCUUACUUUCACCUCUGGCACCAGAGAAGCAGAAUGAGAGGGAAUAUCACUCAUUACGUAGUGUCAGGUUCAUUCCACUUUCAUGUGAAUUUUACAGUGAAAUUUUUACAGCCAAAUGUUUCAUGAAUCAGGUUCCUACCUCCAUUCAUAUAACACUUUUCAUGUGUGUGGCACUGAUAAAAUGUCCAGUAACUUGUUCAGAAAUUGUAUUGGAAUCCAAAAUCUCAAAGGAAGAGAAUUCACUGAGUCAGUGAAUAUAUGGCAUUGAGCUAGUCAUCCUAAACACCUAGUACUGUCACAGCGGCCACCAGCGUAAUGUUCCUAGCUUCUCCAAGCCAUAGAGCACCCCGAUGCCAACCUGGGCCCUGAGGAAGCCCCAGCCCCAGAGGUCGAUUGCAAAAAAAAGUUUGAGAAACACUGCUCUAAAGCUUUAGAGCAUUUUUUUUAACGUAACUGCACUCAAAAAUAAAACUACAUUUUUAAGUUUCACUUUUAAUAAGAGAUUGCACUACAGUACUUGUAUGAGGUGAAUUGAAAUAGUUACUUGUUUACAGUUCAAAUACUUGUAAUAAAAAAAUAAAGUCAACACUGUAUACUUGGUAUUCUGUGUUGUAAUUGAAAUCAAUAUAUUUGAAAAUGUAGAAGAAACGUAAAUAUUUUGGUUGAAUGGUAUUUUAUUGCUUAACUGUGCAAUUAAAACUGCAAUUGAGCGUGA